Molecule: messenger RNA, 1710 nt
Organism: Rhodotorula toruloides NP11
Lineage: Eukaryota; Fungi; Basidiomycota; Microbotryomycetes; Sporidiobolales; Sporidiobolaceae
Exons: 8
Coding region: 1-1710 (569 amino acids)
Source: RefSeq, a predicted model, not a curated record
AUGCCUGCCCUGCCGCUGACGGGCAGCUUGACUGCUCGAGCGCCGUACACACUCCUGGCGACCUCGCCCUCUGCAGCGGGAGCCGACUCCUCCGGCGCAUUCGUCGAGAAGAAGCUCGCUCACAGCAGGAGUCACUCGCUGAACGGCAUUGGCGGCGAAUCGGCAUCCACGAAGACACUGCGGCGACGACGACUGGGGGGACUGCUCGUCGCGACAGCAGGAGUUGCGGGCUUGCUCGUCCUCCUCCUGAAUCACUUGCCGAGUACGCCCUGGCAGACGGGACAGGGCGAGUUGCAGUACACUGCGCGGCACCGGAUUGCGGUGGACUUUGAGACGACGGAUGUACCGGAGGAAUGGAGCUGCAACCCGUUCAAGGAGCCGGGACGGUUAGAGGUGGACGUGCGGAACAAGUUCAACAACAUUUGGCGACCGUACGACGAGGCAUGCCCGCCCUCUCGGCUGAUGGAAGGAGUCGUCAACUCGGUCGAAGCAAUGAGGAAGACGUCGAGACGAGGCUUCCACAAGCAGCGAGGGCCGAGGCGGUCACAUGACACGACUGUACGGUGGCAGGGUGACAAGGAUGAGCGGGGGCAGUUCUACCCGUGGUUGGUGAACGCAACGAUUGUCUUGCUCGGCGACUCGAUGGAGCGACUGCAUCUGUCCGAAUUCUGCGACUUUGUAGGCGGCGACCUCCACCACAUCACGCCUCGCCAUCCCGCCAGUCCGCCCAUCUACCGGAAGAAGCUGCCAACGCUUCUCGACGCGAACGGCGACGAGUCGGAAGAGUCGAAGCGGCGAAAGGAGGAGCGGAGGAAGAAGGAGGACCAGUGGGAGUUUGAUCGCGUCAAGAGCUGGAACAUUACCCGGCCUUGGGUUUGCGACAUCAAGGAGUACGGCGCGACAAUCGUCAGCUCGUUCCACUGGGGCUUGGAGGAUCUCGAGGAUGCGUUCGAGUCGGAGGACUUCUUCCACGGACCCUCCACCUUCCUCCAGCGCUUCUUCAACAAGGACCUGCCGCUCAUCAAGAACCUCGCCGCUCACUUCGACCGUCCGUCAAUCCUCCAGCCAACCGUCAUUGAAGUCGCUUCGGGCUACUGGGACUUGCGACAGAUGACAGAGGAAGACUUCAUCAAGGCUGGUAUUCCGCGCCCGUACCCGACCGACGACGACCGCUCGUUUGGGCCAAUAGGCGAGGAGAGGGAGACGAGGUGGCGGAAGCACAUCGUCGAGGUCAUUAAGGAGGUCGCCAAGGCUUUUCCUGGGACUCGAGGGAUUCGAGACGGUCCCGUCAUCAGCUGGCGGACGAUGCAUCACCCGAAGCGCAACAACUACACACCUUACUCUCGCGUCGCCCCUCUUGAUGCUCUUGCUCGCAAGACGAUGCACGAUCUCCGCGUCAGCUCGCUCGCGACGAGUCCCGCUUUCCGUUCGAACUCCGGCUCGCUCGUCCAUUCCCACCUCCCGCCCGAAGCGCUUCACGACAUUGAACAUAUCGGUCGAGAGCUAGGAGAUGCGGAUGGGACAGACUAUGGCUUCGAUGAGCGGAUACGGGUGGACGAGGUGGGCAAACUGCUCGAGGGUCAGGAGAACCAUUUCCGCGACUUCCUCCACCCCGACGCCUUGCCAGGAUCGUACCUCUGGAGCGACAUCAUCCUGUACGAGGUCAAGCGAGCGUAUUAUCGUAUCGGGCGGUCGACGCAGGACUUGUAG